Molecule: messenger RNA, 5198 nt
Organism: Podarcis raffonei (Aeolian wall lizard)
Lineage: Eukaryota; Metazoa; Chordata; Lepidosauria; Squamata; Lacertidae
Product: lysosomal alpha-glucosidase-like
Biological process (GO): carbohydrate metabolic process
Molecular function (GO): carbohydrate binding; alpha-1,4-glucosidase activity
Source: RefSeq, a predicted model, not a curated record
AUGCGCGAGCCGGCCCAGCGCGCGGCCCAAUCCCGGACCUCCCUCCGUCCCCUCAGCGGUCCAACCGAAUUCGCCUGUUUUUCUUCCCCUCACGAAACAACAAAGCCGCGCCGCCGCCAACCGCCGCCACUCCACACGCAGAAAAUGAAGUCCUAUCAGAAGCUGACGGCAGACGUCCCCCAGAUCACAGAAUCCGGAGAGGAGGCCUCUGAUGGGAAACCGUUGUGUCAUCAGAAGUUGUCCGCUUGGUGGCUGGGUGGGGGCCUCCUGACGGUGGCCGCCCUGCUUAGCGGGGUGACCGUCUGGGUUCUCGGGCAGAUCUGGUGGGGUCAGCACGGAACGCCGCCCCUGACCAAGUGUGUCUCCAUCCCAGAGGGCCUCCGCUUUGACUGUUUCCCGGAGAGAAGCACAGUCGUGACGCGGGAGCUGUGCGAGGCCCGGGGAUGCUGCUUCGUUGAUGGUGACUGGCCUUUGGGCAGCGAGAGGGGGGUACCCUGGUGCUUCUACCCGCCUGACUUCCCCAGCUACACCUUGGGCAGCCUGAAUGAGACUGAGCUGGGAGUGCGAGGAUUUCUGACCAGGAAGGCAAAGACCUAUUACCCAAGAGAUGUUGAGAAGCUGCAGGUCAGCGUGGAGUUUGAAACAGAUGCCCGGCUGCAUGUCAAGAUCACUGAUGCCACAAAGCCUCGGUACGAAGUGCCCCUUGAUGUUCCUCCAGCAACCAAGAGAGCAGAGAAUCCAUUGUACACCAUUGAGUUCUCCAAGGAGCCCUUUGGGUUGAUUGUGAAGCGGAAAUCUUCAGGGACCGUGCUGUUGAACACAACAGUGGCUCCCUUGUUCUUUGCUGAUCAGUUUCUGCAGAUUUCUACAGUCCUUCCAUCCACAUUCAUUUAUGGACUGGGGGAGCAUCGAAGCAACUUCUUGCAUAGUCUGGAGUGGAACACCCUGACCUUCUGGGCCCGAGAUGUCCCUCCCACGGAGUCCUACAAUCUCUAUGGCGUCCACCCCUUUUACCUUGCCAUGGAGAGAGACGGAGCUUCCCAUGGGGUAUUCCUCAUGAACAGCAACGCAAUGGAGGUGGUGCUUCAGCCCGCACCUGCCCUCACCUGGAGACCUGUUGGAGGCAUUCUGGAUUUCUACAUCUUCCUAGGCCCAGACCCCAACUUGGUGGUCCAGCAGUACCAGCAGGUGAUUGGUUUCCCUGCCAUGCCUCCCUUUUGGGGAUUGGGCUUCCAUCUCUGCCGCUGGGGCUAUGGAACAAGCAACGAGACCUGGGAGAUCGUCAAGGCCAUGAGGAAUUUUCAGAUCCCGCAGGCUGCCCAGUGGAAUGAUAUUGACUACAUGGAUGGCUAUCGAGACUUCACCAUCGACUCCCAGAAGUUUGGCACUCUCCCCCAGUUGGUGGAAGACCUUCACAAACAUGGGCAGCGCUACGUGAUGAUUCUGGACCCAGGAAUCAGCAGCACCCAACCUCCAGGCUCUUACUGGCCUUAUGAUGAAGGCUUGAAGCGUGGAAUAUUCAUCAACAGCACCCAAGGAAAACCUCUGAUAGGGAAGGUCUGGCCUGGCCUCACCGCUUUCCCCGACUUCUCUAACCUAAACACUCACCAGUGGUGGCUGGAAAACCUGGACAGAUUCCACUCCCUCGUCCCCUUCGAUGGCCUUUGGAUUGACAUGAAUGAACCUUCGAACUUUGUGGAUGGCUCCACCGCAGGCUGUUCCCAGGAAGAGCUAGAUAAACCCCCAUACGUGCCCGCCGUACUGGGAAAUUCCCUUUCUGCCAAGACCAUCUGUGCCUCCUCCAGGCAGAACGCAUCGGUGCACUACAACCUCCAUAACCUCUAUGGGCUGAUGGAAGCCAAGGCUACUGCUAGCGCGCUAGUCAAGAUCCGAGGGAAGCGGCCUUUUGUCAUCUCCCGCUCCUCCUUCCCCAGCCAGGGCAGGUAUUCAGGGCACUGGCUUGGUGACAACAGAAGCGAGUGGAAGGACAUGGUUUGCUCCAUCCCAGGCGUGCUCAGCUUCAGCCUCUUUGGGAUCCCGUUGGUCGGGGCAGACAUCUGCGGCUUCUCGGGCUCCACUUCGGAGGAGCUUUGCACUCGCUGGAUGCAGUUGGGAGCCUUCUACCCCUUUGCACGAAACCACAACACCCAGGAUGUGAAGGCCCAGGAUCCCUCCGCGUUCAGCCCUGCCGCACGAACUGCCAUGAAGACAGCACUAGAGGUCCGCUAUGCCCUCUUGCCGUACCUCUACUCCCUCUUCCACCGGGCUCACCUGCAAGGGGACACCGUGGCCCGGCCUCUCUUCUUCGAGUUCCCGAAGGAUGUGGCCACUUACUCCAUUGACAGGCAGUUCCUCUGGGGGCGGGGCCUGCUGCUGACUCCCGUGCUGGAGCCUGGCGUGAAUUCAGUGAUCGGCUACUUUCCCCGAGGCUUGUGGUAUGACUAUUACACGGGCUCUUCAGUGAACAGCAGCGGGGAGAACCUGAAGAUGGCUGCACCUCUGGACCACAUCAACGUGCAUGUGCGGGAAGGGACCAUCCUGCCAACCCAGAAACUCGGAGGCAGCACAUCAGUGGGCAGUGGGAACGCUCUUCACCUGAUUGCGGCCCUGUCGCAGAACGCCAAUGCCUGGGGAGACCUUUACUGGGACGACGGCGAGAGCCUGGACACGUUCGCCAAGGGCGACUAUUCUUACUUAGUGUUCAAUGUCACACAGAACACAUUCACGUCCACCGUCCUGCAUUCAAACGCGGGAGCCACGUACGUCACAGUGGAUGCGCUGAGUGUCUACGGGGUCCGAGAAGCGCCAAAGGCAGUCACUGUCAAUGGCAAGGAGAGGCCGUUUACCUACCUGACAAACCAGGUUCUCACUGUGAGUGACCUGCAGCUCAACCUCAGCCGCGGAUUCAGCGUACACUGGAUGUGAGACUGGCAGAGUUCCCUCCGCCCCAGCCGUCUGAAUGUACUGUUGCCGGCAGGCGGGUCUGUCGCCCGUCCAGGCCCUCCGGAUGGCACACCCUCCAGGCACACCCCCUAGGAGGGUCUCCGCGGCCCCGAGCCUCGCGCUCUCUUUUUCGUGUCUCCUCAGGAAAAGGGACUCCCUGCUGCUUCGGCUUUUAUUGCAUUUCUGCCAAAAAAACAAAAACCAAGCCUCAUCUCAGCUGGGCCCUCGAUGGGGCGAGGGUCUCUUGCACGCUGCUGGGCAUCCCGCCGAGCCAUCCCACACUUUGCUGCUCCCGUCGGAAAAGGGAGACUCCUCCGUCGCCUUCGCUGGAUUAGAGUGCCUAAACUGUAUAUCUGUGUGCGUUGAGUUUUGUGCGUGUUUCUAAAGGUAGCCCAGGAUCUUUGUGCUGCUGCUGCUGCUGCUGCAGCAUCCUGUAUCGCACUGUCUCUGCCGCUGCAUGAGAAGGGACUCUAUGCAUGCCAAGCGUCCCAAGCCCAGUGCCUGGUGUUCCCGGUUUAAAGGAUCCUAGAUAGCAAGGCUGGGUGGGGGGAGAGGACCUCUUCUUCCUAAGAUGCCACAGAGAUAUGUUUGUCCAGCAUAACCCUACCCUCCAGGGUCCUGAUUUGGGGAGGGGAGGAUAUGCAAGCCAGGGUCUCUGCUGUCUUUUGCUGGGAGCAGGACCCGAACGUGGAACAAGGGCAGAAAGUGCAGCACCUCUAAGCCAGGCAAAGGUAGGAGAACAGGUUCCUCAGCCUUCAUCCUCCGUGCCAAUGAGAGGAGCAGGUGAUGUUCACCGCAGUACCCUUUUGUUUCCGCAGAGGGCACUAAAGCUUGGGCACUCUCUUGGGGCACAUUCACACCAUGCAUUUAAAGCAUGAAUAGGCAAAUUGAGGUCCGGGGGCCAGAUGCGGCCCAAUCGCCUUCUCAAUCCGGCCCACAGACUGUCCGAGAAUCAGCAUGUUUUUGCAUGAGUAGAAUGUGCCCUUUUAUUUAAAAUGCAUCUCUGGGUUAUUUGUGGGGCGUAGGAAUUCGUUCAUUUCCCUCCAAAAAAUAUAGUCUGGCCCCCCACAAGAUCUGAGGGACAGUGGACCGGCCCCCUGCUGAAAAAGUUUGCUGACCCCUGGUUUAAAGCAAUAUGAUUCCGCAGCGGUAGCUUAUGCCAAAGGAUUCUGGGAGUUUGUUCAGGGUUCUGAGAGAGCAUUCCACAAAUAGGCAUUCCCUGUGAAGAGGGAUUGAUCCUUAAACCACUCUGGGAAGUGUAGCUCUGGGAGGGGAAUAGGGGUCCCCUCGCAACUCUCAGAAGCCUUAACAAACCACAGCUCCCAGAAUCCUUUGGGGGGCAAUGGCUAUUUACAGUGGUAAAUGUGUGGUAUGACUGUGCUCCUAAGGCUCAGCCUCAAUUCCGGACAUUUUCUGGUUCAUAAGAAGUGUCCAGCUUGAUUAGGCCCCGGGCCCCGUCCAGCAUCGUCACUGUGGCCAACCAAAUGUUUUUGGGUUAGCCUGUUUAGGCCUGGUGUCUGUGUGCAGGAGCCGGUAAAAACACAAUUCCUCCAGGACCUGAGCCCAAGAGAACUCGCCUGGAGUUCUGGUAAGCAGCACAAGACAGCUUGUUCUCAAACCAACAUUGAAAGCCAAAGCCCUCUUUUGCCAACAUUGCUUUAAACCCACAAAGAUCAACGGAGGGUUUUCACCUCGUCAUAACCCUGCUUUGUUCGAUGGCUCAUAGGUUCUGCUUGAAGGUGCCUUCCAGCGAUAACUGAACCGGGCUCCACGAACUGCUCAAGCGAUAGAUGCCACUGUUGACCUAACCCACAGCCUCGCCCAAGGCCAGCCCCUUGGGGUUUUGCCGCCUUAGGUGAGGUUCGCUUCUUUCAGUGCUGCUGCACCUCUUGCAUCACAUCCCAACACCUGCUUGUUUCGCCAAGAGGGAAUUGGGGCUGGUUAUGAACCUGCCUCCUGUUUGAAUGUGUCUGCAGUGAUUCAGAAUGUACCCUUGGGGGGGGGGGAUGCUCAGUUGCACUAUUUUUUAUACAGAUCCCUCCUUCCCCCUACCUGCAGUUUUGUGAGCAGAGCAGGGAGCUGCCUGCUUUGCUUCUAGCCAUUUGGGAAAGUCCAGCAAUGCAGAAAAACAAAGAAAGUGAGUGGCGCAUUCGGAUUGUUUAGCUUUUACCCGUUCAUUUGGGGCUUUGCAUCUGCCAUUUCUGUGUGGCUGGCUGUACCCAGAUUGACUCUCAAUAAAAAAAACCUUCAAAGAG